AUGACGCAGAUAUACGACAACUGGGAAAGGCUCGUUGCCGCCACUCUCAAGCGAGAUCAGAUAUGGCAGCUCUGCCACGCUCACUCCAGGGAACCCAGCGUCGCCUCUUCCUACUCUUCCGAAUUCAGCAGUCUCCCUUCUCCACUUGUCACUUUCCCCCACGGCGCGUUUCAUGAGGAGAUCUUCGUGAACGGCGAGCGUCUUUCACCGGCGGAGCUGCUGAUUUUGAGGAGCUGCCGGCGCCCGCCUAAGAAGCUGAAAUCGGGACAUUAUUGGUACGACAAACACUCGGGUUUUUGGGGGAAGCAAGGGAAGAUGCCUUCACAAAUUAUCAGCCCGCAUUUGAUUGUCGGGGGUGCCCUCAGCGAGCGUGCUAGUGAAGGCAAUACGGACGUUUACGUAAAUGGCCGAGAGAUCACCAAAAUGGAGAGGAGACUGUGGGAGGUGGCAGGUGGCCAAUGUAGUCGAGACACACAUAUUUGGUUGUAUGAAGAUGGACUGUACCAAUAUGAGGCACAUACUAAGUGCAAGUCUUUUUGGGACACGGCUCACUUUGCUUUUCAGACUGGAAUGAAGCUGCUUUGUUACUUAAUCUCUUACCCAUUCCCUCAUAAACCUCAUUAUGUGUCCGGAGAGCAAUCUAUGCCUGAUCGCAUGGAGCAAAAUGAGCACCGGCAUCUUCUUUUGAUUGGAGUUAAUGGGUCUGGGACAAAUACCAUCUUUAACCAGGCCAAAGUUCUCUACAAAGAUGAACUAGUCCUGGAGGAUGAGCUUGAACACACCAAAUUAUUGAUACAAAGAAAUACAUGUCACUAUAUUUACCUACUUCUUGUUGCACGCGAAAAAUUUUUAGAAGAAGAUUUGAAUGAACUAAGGAAACAUCAAUCUUCCAAUGAAUCCCUUUUUACAGGUUUGCUUGCUUCUGAAAAUGCUUCCGCGGUUCCACCCAUCUAUAAAAACUCUCUACAGCAGUGUGCUUAUUAUAUACUUAAGCCAAAUUAUAAACCUUCAGACACUGAUAUUCUUUAUGCCGAAGCACCUUCAUUUGUUACUUCCCUGAACUUCUCGUUCCCACUUCCACUAGUUUUGCCCAGGUAUGAACUGACUAGAUUAUCUAUUCAUGAAUACGGAGAUGACUGCAAGUGGAUUGAGAGAUUUGCAGGCAUGGAACUCGCAAUUUUCUGCAUCUCCUUGAAUGAUUAUGACCAGUUUGUCGGGGGUGACAGUGGGGCCCCAGUCAACAAGAUGAUAGCCAUCCAAAAGGCCUUUGAGAGCUUUGUUACAAGGUUUUAUCAGACAAAAGUCCUACUACUUCUAACUAAACAUGAUCUUUUCGAGCAGAAGAUAGAACGGGUUCCUCUGCAUCUAUGCGAGUGGUUUAGUGAUUUUCACCCAAUAAAAGAUGAUGGCAGCCAACACUUGGGGCAGAUGGCCGUUCACUAUAUCUCGCACAAGUUCAAGAGGUUAUAUGCAGCCCUUACUGGCCGAAAAUUGUAUGUUGUGCCUGUAAACUGUCUGGUGAAGGAUAGUAUAGAUGGAGCACUCAGGUACGCAGGGGAGAUCCUCGACUGGGAUAAAUGGAGUCGAAGUUACGUCACUGAUGAAAGUACGUCCAGUGAUGACGAGCCAACUAGCGGCUUGUGUAAUUUAACCGAAUUCAAGAAGCUCGAUGUGGCCCUGGCUGAUUGGAAGCCAUAU
Striga asiatica is the source of this 1698-nucleotide messenger RNA. Lineage: Eukaryota; Viridiplantae; Streptophyta; Magnoliopsida; Lamiales; Orobanchaceae. The record is from the annotation of a GenBank genome assembly.